AUUUAACCAAUAUUUAAACAUUACUUUUGGGACAGGCGGCGUUAUGCAGCUUUUACACGACCGUCAAACACUACUUGCAGCGGUUCGUGACAUCAACAUGAUGAGUACUAACAUGUCAGCAAAGGAGGUAACGGAGAACUUCGAGGUAAAGGAAAAAAUAUCCUCUGAUGCAUCUUUGUUGCGGAUGAAUCCGGUGGCAAGCGGCGACAACAUGGCGACAGGACUAAAUUCAGCCCACAAGUUGAAAGAGGAAUUGCCGCCUCUUGUCCCAUGUUGUGAAGGAAGGGAGUUACAGAUCAACGAAGAUCUAGUGCGCACCGGGCUAUCUGCAAUAUCAGUGAAACACGACAACAACGUGAUUCAGUGCGUGAGCAUGUCAAGAGCAUGUGAAAGGAUGCAUGUGCAACCUGGACUCGUUAAGCACCGUAAUUCAUUCCGAUCGUUGCAUCGGCCAGACUUAAGAAGGGUUCCGUACUUGCGACGCAUGACACCCGACGAGCUCGAAACCCUCUUCCGCGGCUACGCUGCUAACCUUCCGGGACGAGGGGCUGGUAAAUCUGAUCCUCGAGAAGAAACCACCAGAGUAGUUCUGCCUCCCGACGAGAACAUCCGGACUAGAGAUCUGAAGGAAAAGGAAGUCAUCCGCGUUGACGACGGUAGGU
This is a messenger RNA of Hyposmocoma kahamanoa, 662 nucleotides long. RefSeq lists its product as uncharacterized. Lineage: Eukaryota; Metazoa; Arthropoda; Insecta; Lepidoptera; Cosmopterigidae. The record is from RefSeq and is a predicted model, not a curated record. The annotation marks the transcript as partial. The transcript has 5 exons.